UCCACCAUUUUUGCAAUGCACUUUCCAAGAGUUCCCUCCGCUAGAAAAUCCUGCCCCGUGAUGGGUAAAGCUUUCGGCUUCAUUUUUUGCGCUACGUUCCUUUUGCUCGGACAACCUAAAUGGACAGACGCCAGUGAAGGGGAUUUCGGCCAAAAGAACAGUGUCUCUCUCGGGGCAGGGGGCAAAGAUGUACCAAUGAUCUCCGUGACAACUAUUCUGGAAGACCCUUACGUGAUGGCCGGGGGUCCCGAGUUAGAAGGCUACUGCAUCGACCUGUUGGAAAAGCUGUCGGAAAUGCUUCAUUUCAAGUACAAAGUCAGCAUUGUGAAGGACGGGAAAUACGGAAUUCUCGGGUCCAACGGGAACUGGUCGGGCAUGAUCGGAGAAGUCGUGAGGAAGGAGGCUGACCUGGCCGUAGCUCCCUUGACCAUCACGUCGGUCAGAGAAGACGCGGUGGACUUCACCCAGCCAUUCCUGCACACCGGCAUCGGCAUCCUGCUUGAGAAGGAAGCAGCCCUGGAGGAACCUUCCCUCUUCCACUUCCUGACCCCUUUCACCAAGGAGACCUGGGGCGGCAUCCUCCUGGCUUACCUGCUCUCCAGUCUGUGUCUCUUCUUGGCUGGAAGAAUGAGCCCUUCGGAAUGGAAUGGCCAAGAGAACGACUUCACUUUCCUAAACAGCCUCUGGUUCAGUGCUGGAGCGCUCACCCUGCAAGGCACCAUUCCUCAGCCCAGAUCCCUUUCCGUACGGGUCAUCUCUGCCAUCUGGUGGCUGUUUGGCAUCGUGGUGCUGGCGGCCUACAUCGCCGGCUUCAGCUUCGUUUUGGAGUCGGCCGCGGACCACAUCUCCAUCCAGAACUUCGAAGACCUGGUCAAACAAAGGCAGCUGGAAUUCGGGACCAUGGAAGGCUCCUCCACGCUCCAAUAUUUCAAGAAUUCCAAGAGCCCAGUCCAGCAGCUGGUUUACGAAUCCAUGGUCAAAAAGGAAUCCGUUCUGUCCAAGAGCUACCAGGAAGCCAUUCAGCGAGUGCUGGAUUCCAAUUACGCCUUCAUCGGAGAAUCCAUUUCGCAAGAUCUCGCCGUGGCCAGGCAUUGCAACUUAAUCCGGUCUCCGGAAGUUCUGGGCCCCCGAGGUUUUGGCAUCGCCACCCCAAAAGGAUCCCCCUGGACCAACAAACUUUCCGUGGCCAUCCUGAGACUCGGCGAAUCCGGAGAGCUGGACUAUCUCCGCAACAAAUGGUGGGAGAGCAGCUGUUCUCACGAAGACCACGACAAAUGGAGUCCUCUGAAGCCCCAAACUCUGAGGGGGAUUUUCCUCUUCCUGGCGCUGGGUCUCGUCUCCGGAAUGCUGGUGGCCGCGCUCGAGCUGUCCAAGCGAAGCCGUCGCACGGCCCAACACGAGAAGAGAUCCUGCUGUUCCGUCUUCACCGCGGAGCUGAGCCAGCGGUUCCAGGCACGAGAAAACAAGAGGCAGGAAAACGCAGAAAAAUCCAAGGCGUGAGAAGAAACAGGGCGGCCAAAUUUUCAACGAACUAUAUAUAUUUUUUUUCCCUCCUCCCGUCUUUUUCCUUUCUUCCCCCCUCCCCCCUUUUCCUCCUAUGCAUUCUGGUUUUUUUUUUUUUCCCCCCCGUAUUCUUUUUU
Molecule: messenger RNA, 1640 nt
Organism: Pantherophis guttatus
Lineage: Eukaryota; Metazoa; Chordata; Lepidosauria; Squamata; Colubridae
Source: RefSeq, a predicted model, not a curated record